Messenger RNA from Rhipicephalus microplus (southern cattle tick), 1158 nucleotides. RefSeq lists its product as uncharacterized. Gene Ontology annotation, molecular function: ligand-gated monoatomic ion channel activity. The record is from RefSeq and is a predicted model, not a curated record. Gene Ontology annotation, cellular component: membrane. Lineage: Eukaryota; Metazoa; Arthropoda; Arachnida; Ixodida; Ixodidae.
AUGACCAUCAUGCCACUGAUCCAGACUUACCACCGUCAUGCUGUCGGGGAAUACAGUCCUGCCAUCAUAUACGUGCCAUUCGGCAUUCUGUCGGCCAGCGACUCCAGCACCUCGAACGUCUUCGGCUACAUACUCACUUUCGACUGGAAGGUGUGGGCUCUGCUUUUGAGCGCCAUCCCCAUUUUGGCGCUGCUCAUCAGCUUGUCGGAAUUCGCGGUUCACCGGAGGCCCUGGAAGACUAUGCCGCAAGACGUGCACCAGUGGGGCUGGGAACUGUUCGGAAACCUUCUGUACGAAAGUUCACCGCGCGCGACUUCGCAGACAUCGGGGCGCAUCGUAAUGACUUCGUGGCUUCUGGCCGUUCUCGUGAUCGCGAACUCGUUCGCGGGUCACCUCAAAUCCAGCAUGGCGAUCAAGAACGAGCCGACUCAAGUGGAUAGCGUCGAAGACGUAGUCGACCGACCCAACUUGAGGCCCUUCAUAUGGAAGGGCUCGUACUACGAAGCCUUGAUUUCGACCUCACCGUCCCCGCGGAUGAAAAAGCUGUGGCGCAUGGUGGUGCGCAAGAACGGCUCCAUGCCGGGCAACAUUAUGUACAUGGACAAGAACAUGCGCGAGGUGAUCCAGCGACGCGCCGUGUUCAUGGUGGACCACAACUCGCAGCGGUUCCACAUGGCUGCCUUCUGCCGACGCGAGUCGACGGCCAGCUUCCACUUCGGCCGCGAGAUCAUCGAAGAACACAGGCUGUCGUUCCUGAUGUCGCGGUCCAUGUGCCGUGACCUGCACCACCGCAUAUACAAGAGGGUCACGUGGCUCUACGAAAGUGGCCUGGUAAGCAAGUGGAUGGCCGACGAGCUGGGAGACUGGCAACGCUGUGUGAGGCGCACCGGCGAGCACGUGGCCGAAGACCUUACCAUCGAAGACACGAUGGCCACCUUCUUGCUCUGGGGCAUCGUCAUGUGCGCCGCCGCUGCCGCUCUGUUCAUCGAGACGUUGAGACGUCCAAGCGUUGAUCGCACGUCGCCCGAGAUUCCUUUUCAGAGGCGUGCCAAGAUGCGUCGAGGCGGUCACUGGUUCUGGAUAAGAGCGGCAAAGUUUCACCAAUACCACUCGCCUCCUACAUCGGCCGAGUCCAAAACACAGCACGCUUCACAAUGA